AUGCCUGCUGAGCGAAACACAAGGUCAAGGGCCAACAAUGCGAAUCAACCUAAUUUGUGUCGUCCUCUUGCUCCUGCUGGCAAUUCAAAUACUCCGACGUUUGGGCCCCAGAGAGCGCCUACUCCUUACCCUUCUCACAUCCAAACACUAGAAGAGCACUUCAACACUGGCGUAAUAGAAAUGCUGACUCCUAUUUGGCCUAUUACAAAUCUCCAACCCCAGCAAAACUCCGAUGACUCUUCAAUGGAAUUUCUCAACGAAGGAGGUUUUUGCUAUCCUUUUUCCCCCAUCCCUAACAUCACUCAUCAUCCGUUCCUUAUUCCAGGAUCAUCUGAUUCUUCCCAUAAUGACGCCGUGAUCCUACACCAAUUCCCUGGCCCGUUGGAGAUCUCCCACAAUCAAUCCAAUGCUACCCCUGGAUCUUACCACAUUGCACCUGCACAAACCUUUCCUUCUCAGUCAUCAGCACUCAUCAAAUCCUCUACAAAUCCUGAUAGUCCCAUCGCUGCAUCCACUGAUUACGCCGACAUGCCUCCUCUAUCUUCCGACGUCUCGGACAAUGAAAGCCUCGAAUAUCCAUCUAAUCUGCAUCUCUUAGCCAACACCAGUGAGUAUGUCACUGCAUCCGAAGGACACAGCGACAACCCACAGGAGUUUGUAGUCUACAGCGACGACAUGGUUCAGCGACCUUCUGAUCCCAACAUCCAAGCCUGGUGA
Messenger RNA from Fibroporia radiculosa, 717 nucleotides. RefSeq lists its product as uncharacterized. NCBI's taxonomy places the organism in Eukaryota, Fungi, Basidiomycota, Agaricomycetes, Polyporales, Fibroporiaceae. The transcript has a single exon. The record is from RefSeq and is a predicted model, not a curated record. Bases 1 to 717 code for a protein of 238 amino acids.